Messenger RNA from Daldinia loculata, 2076 nucleotides. RefSeq lists its product as uncharacterized. Bases 426 to 1991 code for a protein of 521 amino acids. Gene Ontology annotation, molecular function: protein binding. Lineage: Eukaryota; Fungi; Ascomycota; Sordariomycetes; Xylariales; Hypoxylaceae. The record is from RefSeq and is a predicted model, not a curated record. The transcript has a single exon.
ACUCAACCUUCCAAUUCCACUCCUACGGCCGAGACUUAGCCAACCAGAGUCUGGUUUGAGCGAGAGAGAGGAGGCGUAGAGCGCUUUGGCUGUCGUAUUGUGUCUAUACAUCUGACGUCGCUCGCUUCAUCUCAUUGCUGUAGUUAUAGUCUGUCAUUUUUUCAGUCUCCUUCGCCCUCGACUCGAUCUGCGAACCGCCAUCCUUCACCCCGAAUUCGUGAACGGAUUAUCCAGCCUAUCCUCUAAUUUACUCGAUAUAUUCGAUGCCUCAACAUGUUUGAUUUGCCUUCGGCGAUUUUCAAUACUAUCGAGUCCGUCGCCGUCGCCUUUCCUGUAUGAUAAAGGACAAGCGUGCAUUACAAGCACUCGCUAUCUGUCCCUUUCGAUCCAGGCGUGCCGGCUCAAUUGUCUAAAAGUCAUUUAUAAUGGAUCCUCCACAUCUCACCGAAUUCGCCUCGCAGCGGUAUUUCGAUAAGCUCAAGCAGCUAAGCGAGUCCAAAGAUCAACCUCACGAUGCUGUUGCUCACGCGCAAGAUGGCUCUGUCGUGGCCGAAUCCUCGACAUUCAUACUACCUAUCAGAAGACCGAAGGCAGUCGAUCAAGUCUCGCACGACACCCACAGGGCAGAAAAGCGCCGUGGCAAUUUCAUCGGCUUUAAGAUUUUACCGUCGCGCAAUUCCGUCGAUCACGACUCCCGACGAUUGUCUGUCGAUUCUACGAAGAGGAAGAGCACGCCUUUCGAUCAAUUGUUCCUGGCACUCCCCAAUGAGCUGAAGAUCCAGAUCAUUGCCUCUCUGCCUUUAUCUGACGUACUAAGCCUUCGAUUAGCCUCGCGGUCAUGGCACGCGAUGAUUACAGUCAACGAAUUCCCGAUUGCUCGAUACCACCUGGAACAUCACGUCCCGGCUUAUGCGAAGCGAUUAUACCCAGUGCCCGAUCCGACCGCGAUACGGCUCCAUUAUCUCUGUGGGAUAUGGCACCGACUACACGUUGCUGCUAAGCUCUCUUACUUAAUAUGCGAGAGGGUGACGAAAGAGAUAUUUCUGAGAACUACCGAGGCUCAGCGCCUUGAAUUCGAGCCGCAAUACGAAAGGAUGCGCCGCCGAUUAAUACCACUACUCUUUACAGUAUUUCAUUUUUUCGAAACGUACCGAACAUUGCAUAUCGAAUACAUCAAGGAACAUGGGCAUGGUUUGUCACGGGAGCCAUAUACCCUGAACCCUAUCGAGCUAAAGAUCAUGAGCAUGUAUGACGACCAGACGUUAUUACGCGUUCACCAGGUGUUCCCCCUGGUGGUGUCUUCCUUCUGUCGACGCCUUCGACCACCGUCCUACGUGGGUCGGCUAGAACGUUCUCUCCGAGGUUACCUGAAGGACCGGCCUCCCGACGAAGUUUACGUGACUGCAAUGUGUGUUGGCGGACUUCGACAGGUGGAACGGUUCUGGGAGAUUAAAGGGUAUAAUUCGAGGAGAGGGGCCGUCGAUUCGUGGUAUAAUUCGGUCCUGAGGGAGCCCAUGGAGGUGGCGUCGAAAACGCGGCGAGGAUUUAGGGGUCUUACUCGGAAAAAGUCGAGCGCGAGCGAGGCCGAUUUUACGAGAUCUGGAGAAACCUACGUAAACGGCCGCGGGCGGCAAGGGUCGGACGCGGGCCGACGUGGCAGUGAUGCAUCGAUGAUUGCAUGGGAAAAUUUGGUCUUUAAUACGAGUCUGGCUGAGGGUAUGCCGAUGGGCGAAUUAACGCGCGAACAAUUGAAGAUAUUGAUUCCCGACCUACCGAACUUACAAGAAAUAUGGCUCCCAACAGCUGAGGCUCUUAUAUUAGACCGAGGGAUCGUGGAGCGCCCUCAGGACAUUAAACGUAACGCGCAGGUCAUGCUGGAGCUGAUUCGCGAGGACGGUGCUGCCGAGGAAGACGAAUGGUGGUACGGACGGAUAGCACCGGAGUCGGUCCGACCGCCUCUCGAAGCAAUUGAGGAAGAUCCCAUCGAAUAAUUACUUACUAUCUACCUAUCUACUUAUUUACCAAAGGGGACGGGGGUUGUUGGGUUGUUGGGUUAGUUGAUUGAUACCUAGCAUA